Messenger RNA from Sphenostylis stenocarpa, 1644 nucleotides. NCBI's taxonomy places the organism in Eukaryota, Viridiplantae, Streptophyta, Magnoliopsida, Fabales, Fabaceae. The record is from the annotation of a GenBank genome assembly.
AUGAGACACAGAGGAGGAAAGAGGAGGCGCGUGGAGCCGAAACCAUUCGUUAUUUUGUGUGCAUUGGUGACUGGUUUGGGACUGUUGGUGCUCGUGUUCAGGCCCUUGGAAAAUGCCCCUCGGACUGCGGUGCCUUUCGCAAGAGCUUCGGAGAUCAACGGUUCUUCUUCCGACGGUGGGACGAGCGUGGUGGCGUUUCAGCGUGUGGGAAGGAAGGCGUGCAAGACUGUGGAGGAAAUGGGGGAGGAUUUCGGAAGAGGAGUAGGGAGAGAAUCUCUGAGAGUGAGAAAGAUUAUUGAAAAUCAUUUCGUUGCCAAUGGUGCUUCAAUAGUCAGAGAUUGGCCCCCAGAGAAGUUCUGUAGACAUGGCUUUGUUCUUGGGAAGACAUCUGAGGCGGGUUUUGGGAACGAAAUGUACAAGGUCUUAACUGCGGCAGCGCUUAGUGUAAUGUUAAACCGCUCCUUGAUCAUUGGUCAAACCAGAGGAAAAUAUCCUUUUGGAGACUACAUUUCUUAUUCCAACUUUACUUUUACGGUGAAAGAAAUCAAGCAUUUGUGGAGACACAAGGGUUGUGAAAGCAAAUAUGGGAGGGGACUGGUUAUGAGAAUUGAUGAUUUUAGUAAACCAGUAGAAUCAAAUGUUCUCUGUAGCAAUUGGAAGAAAUGGAAGCAACCUAUCAUAUGGUUUCAAGGCACUACUGAUUCGGUGCCGGCACAGUUUUUCUUAAAGAAUAUACAUUCUCAGAUGAGGACUGCUGCUUUCGAUUUGUUUGGUGACCCACAAGUUCCAGGUUUACGACCGAAUGUUUUUGGCGAGCUCAUGAGGGUUCUCAUAUCUCCUUCAGAAGAUGUUGAAGCUGCUGUAAAUUGGGCCAUUGGUGGUGGGGAGAAUCCUGACAUUUCAGUGCAUAUGCGGAUGCUUAUGAAUAGGUCUGGAAGGGCUGUGCAGGCAGUGUUGCGUUGCCUGAAAAAAGCCAUACGAAGUCAACAUCUAAUGUCAGCAAGACCAAAGGUGGUUUUGGUGUCAGAUACGCCUGCUGUUGUUAAAAGUAUCAUGUCCAUGUCUAACAUAAGUGAAUUUUCCGAGGUUCUUCAUUUUGAUCAUGCCCAAUUCAGAGGAAGUAUGUCUAAAGGUCUGCGCAUUUCAGAUUUUAGAAGGAAGGAUUGGGGUUCUGCGCCUAGAUGGGUUGCGUUUGUCGAUUUUUUUCUUGCAUCCCGUGCAAAAUAUGCUGUCAUUUCUGGAGCUCACCGGCGUGUCGGGACUACAUAUGCUCAAUUAAUUGCUGCACUGGCAGCUGCAUACAAUCUGGGGGACAAGUCUGGUUCAAAGUUAGUAUUCUUUAGCAGUUUCCAGAGUAAUUUGUUAAGCGAUGGCCUAAGGAAUCAGGGUGGGUGGGGCCAUGUCUGGAACAGAUAUGCAGGUCCAUUGAGUUGUCGCAACCAGGCAAAUCAAUGUGCCUUCACACCAGUUCUCCCUUCUGCUUGGUGGGACGGUCUUUGGCAGUCUCCAAUUCCAAGGGAUAUUAACCGUCUUGCAUCUUAUGGCGUCAGAUUAUCUGGUCUUGGCACCAUUGAUGGCAAUUCUCUUAAAAAUCACUGUAAGAAAAAGAAAAAUGUUGUACGAACCAUUACAUUCAAAAUGUAG